Strongylus vulgaris is the source of this 953-nucleotide messenger RNA. Lineage: Eukaryota; Metazoa; Nematoda; Chromadorea; Rhabditida; Strongylidae. The record is from the annotation of a GenBank genome assembly.
GAUUCCUUUCAAACUCACCCACUCACAACUACAGAUGCUCCAGCCAUCACUGAUAUUCAACAAUUACAAUAUAUGCCUGUCGAGAGCAGGUGGGUUAUCAUACCAGAAGCUUGUCUUAGUCAAACCUUAGUACUUCGCUUAUUUCAGCUUAAACGUCUUGAAGACUAUACACCACCGGUUACACUUUCAACACCAUUGAUUGUUCUUUGCUGUAUUCCUGUGAUUAUUAUCAUUCUUCUCACUGUUUUCGGCAAUUUGUUGGUGCUUUUCUUCAAAGCUCGUGUUGGUCGAACUAACACAACACUUCUUGUUUGGAAUCUUGGCCUUACCGACUUUCUUGUCGGCAUAAUUGUACUGCCUUUGGGAGCCACCCAUUUAGCCUAUAGAAAGUGGAUAUUCGGGCGAUUUUUAUGCCGAGUAUGGGUGGCCGCUGAUGUCACUUUUUGUACAUGCUCUGUGGGAGACUUCUUUCAUAAAAGACUGCAAAAACAGCAUGAAAGGGAAGAAAGUGACCCUAAAAAUAUUGUUGCCGAAAAUAACACAGAUGCAUUGCAGGUAACAAUCUGCGUAAUCUCUGUGGACCGAUAUUUGGCCGUGACAAGACCAUUGAGAUAUAAAUCCCUUGUCACGAAAACAAAAGUCAUACUAGUUAUGAUAAUUAUAUGGGCAUUUUCCUCGUCCAUACUUCUUACAACUGUUCGAUGGGAACAACCAAAGUGCUACGACGAUUCCAUAUGCUUCGCUGGGAAUGAAAUACGUUACCUUGCUCAUAGUGUCGUAUUUGCAUUCUUUCUACCAGCUUCUGUAACAUUAACACUUUAUUGGCGGAUCUACAAACUCGCCCGAAAUCGUCAACGAGCGCUUGAUCGUGGAUUUUUGAUGAUUCUAGGCCAGAAUAUGAAUUUUCUUUCAAAUACCAUUAGCCAGCAGGUGAUGUCAACGGCAAGUUGAAU